Caenorhabditis angaria is the source of this 732-nucleotide messenger RNA. The record is from the annotation of a GenBank genome assembly. Lineage: Eukaryota; Metazoa; Nematoda; Chromadorea; Rhabditida; Rhabditidae.
AUGGAAUCUUGGCCAAGUAGCAGCGCACAAACUGCAAUACCGCUGCAAACAAAUGUUGCGCAGGCAAAUUCGCCUGUAAGUUUUGAGAAAUUUAUUUUUUUUCUAAUUAAUAAAUUUGAGAUUGGUGACAAUAUUCGUUUUGCAAUCAUUGAUGCUGUCAAUGUUCGCCCAGGAAUUUGGGAUACGUCGAGAGAGAAAAUAAAUGUUCAAACAAAGAGAAAUCUAUUCAUAGAAGUAACCGAAGUUAUAAACAGACAAUUUGGAUUGAAUCCUCCGCUUUUGGUUGAAGAAGUUGAAAAAACCUUCAAAAAUCUGAAGGAUACCUAUGUUAAAACUCGAAAAAAGAUUUCUUUCAAUUGUGAUGGAAGUAUUAUCCGACCAAAGUGGAAGUUUUUCGACGCUUUGUUAUUUCUUGAUAUCCCCUUAACUCAAGUAAAUGGCAGUAUUGGAUUGAAACGCUCUUUUCCUGUAGGUAAAAUGUGUAAAUUUUUCGAUGGCUUAUUCCUUUUUCAGCGAGAACAAUUCCAACUGAUGGAUCCUAUUGCUGAAGAUGUUAAAAGAAUAAAGAAUGAAGAGUCGGAUGAAUUCAUGACAUUUUGUCGAUCUUUGUAUCAUCCAUUGAAAGAAAUAGCCCACAAAGAUCGGAUUCAAUAUCUCAAACUUCAAAAAACGAUUAUCGACCUAAUUCACAAUACUCAGAUGGAUGUUUUAACUAAAGUUGCCAGAAUUUAA